This is a messenger RNA of Thlaspi arvense, 390 nucleotides long. The record is from the annotation of a GenBank genome assembly. Lineage: Eukaryota; Viridiplantae; Streptophyta; Magnoliopsida; Brassicales; Brassicaceae.
AAGAAAAAAAAGAUUUAUAGUUUUUUAUUCUUUACUUUGUAGAAUAUAAUAAUGGGAAAACUAAAUGCAACAAUAGUGCUAAUGAUCUUUAUGAUUGUCAUGGCGGUCACAGUAGAAGCAAAACAUAAAAAAAGUUGGAUUAAAUGUUUUCGUGAAUGUUCAGAUUCAAAACAUUGUAAAGAUGAUGACGGUAAUUGCUUUGAACACUGUAAAAUCAAAUGUGGUGGCCCAAAUCCACUCCAUGGUCCUUCUUCCGCUCCACGGAUUUUACAUGAGAGGCCAUCGGUAGAUGUUCAUGGAAGGCAACAAUGAUAAUAAAAAAUUUUGUAAAAGUUUUAUGAUGUUGUCUACUAUUUUUAACCUUAUGACACAAAUUCAAUAAUACAUUUU